This is a messenger RNA of Cydia fagiglandana, 681 nucleotides long. RefSeq lists its product as uncharacterized. The coding region runs from base 1 to 681 and encodes 226 amino acids. Gene Ontology annotation, cellular component: membrane; axon; dendrite. Lineage: Eukaryota; Metazoa; Arthropoda; Insecta; Lepidoptera; Tortricidae. The transcript is spliced from 4 exons. Gene Ontology annotation, biological process: male courtship behavior; chemosensory behavior; sensory perception of taste. The record is from RefSeq and is a predicted model, not a curated record.
AUGCACGUAAGACUCCGCCUGAAGGCCAUUUCGGAUCAUAUUAAAGAGUGCGCAUCAUUCGCAGAAGAUUCAGUAUGUCGGAUGAAAACUGUUAGGCACGUAACAGAAAAACUCGUAAUAGUGUUACCGAGUAUUUCUAAAUGCCGAUGUGAGAUAGCAAAAUCAAGCAGUUGCUAUUUAUUGUUGAUCGAGCAGGCGAAAUUCUUGAAUAGAUUUUUCGGAGUGCGAAUUUUAAUGCAUUGUCUUUCUACUUUAACUGAAAUAAUAACGUUCGUGAAUUUCAUUGCAAAAGUUAUUAGUGGUUCCAUGGUAAGUCUUAAAACUUUUGAUUUAGAAAUUGUGUUCGUCUUUCAGAGUGCAGUAGUGACAUCGUACGUGUUAUUGGCGCCGAACAUCUUGCGAAUCAUCAACUGCGUCUCAGUACUUACUAUUAUGGUGUACUACUGCGAGGCGUGCUGCCGAGAAUCUGGAGAUAUCAUCGACGCCAUCGACAACUUUCUUGUCAAUAAGAAAACUGGCGACGAGUUAAUAUCUUCUUUGAAAACUCUUCGGAAACUGAUCACAUCAAGACCUCUCAAGUUCUCAGCAGCCGGCUUCUUCUAUAUGGAAUCCACGUUGUUAUUAUCCUUAGUUUCUGUAGUCAUUACUUAUGCUUUAAUUCUGGUACAAAACACAAAGUAA